Molecule: messenger RNA, 1464 nt
Organism: Tetranychus urticae (two-spotted spider mite)
Lineage: Eukaryota; Metazoa; Arthropoda; Arachnida; Trombidiformes; Tetranychidae
Product: calcineurin B homologous protein 1
Molecular function (GO): calcium ion binding
Source: RefSeq, a predicted model, not a curated record
AUCUGUUUCAAAAAGGCGGUUUUUUUAUUUAAGUUCAUCUUGUUAUGUAGUGUUGUUUUCAAAAUUAAGCUUUUUCAGUUAUAAAUUGAUAAUGUCCCAGAAUAAAGCUGUUCGUACCAUGACAAAGGCAGAGUUUAUUGCCGAAAACCAUGCAAAAUACGCAGUUAAAUAUAACUUCUUACCUCUUAAGCAACUUAAGGGGAAAUUGGAGGAAGAUUGGAGGAAGAUGUAUGGUCCAAACAAGGGUAAACAACGGACCGCCAAACCCUCAAUCGUACCCAAGGUUAAAAUUAUUCCUGUUGAUCCACCGAAAAACGAAGAAAAACCGACUUUAGAAAAGACUCCUGAGGCUCCAGAUAAAAAGAAACAAGCUGGGAACGAGCAAAAUUAUGUUGACCAAAAAAAGAAUAAAAAAGAACGACUUGAGACGACUAUUGAACUUCUUUCUGAUGACAAUAAAAGUGUUGGUUUCAUCGAAUGCAGAGGAAAUGCCACUUUUUUAAAACUCCCUAAUGGUCAAACAGUGCCUUGGUCACAUUCAACGCCAAUUAGAUUGACAAGGAACAACACACAUUUAAAGGAUAUAACGAGGUUGCCCUUUUCGCCCAUCUAACAUCUAUGAUGAAGUAAUAAAAAAAUGAUGAAACGACAUUUGGAAUGUCGUAUCCAAGCCAGUCUCAAAGUUUAUUACUUAAUUAUUUAUAGACUAAUCGAGUUCCUUUAUUGAAGUGUUAAUUAUCCUUUGCUUAAAAGUUGUAAAUGAUCAUAUUAAUAGAAUCUUUAUUCUUCUAAAAAUUAACAAUUAUGGGUAAUGCGCAAUCAUCAUGCGGUGUUCAUCCUGAAGAAAUUAACUCUCUUCGUCAAAAAACUGGGUUAAGUGGUAGUCAAAUUGAACGUCUAUUAUGGAGAUUUAACAGUUUGGAUAAAAAGCAGAAAGGUUACUUGGAAUAUAAAGAUUUAUUAGUUCCAGAAUUAGCAAGCAAUCCAUUUGGAGAAAGAAUUAUUCGACUGUUACUUGAUGAAUCCCAGGAAGAGAGGUUAAACUUUUCAGAAUUUGUCAUCGCACUAGCUAGAUUCUCACCUCAUCGAAAAGAAAGAAUCUCAAUCAAUAAUAAAUCUGCCAAAAUAGGAUUCUUAUUCAACGUUUAUGAUCUCGAUAGGAAGGAAAAGAUUACUCCAGAGAUAAUUAUCGCGAUGUUACAAGCCCUUCAGCCAAAUUUGGAGAGCGAAGAGGAUAAGGCGAAAGAUUAUGUUAAAAAAAUUUUCAAUGAAGUCGAUACCGAUAAAGAUGAUAAUAUCAGUUUCCAAGAGUUUAUGAAUGCGUUGAAAGAUUCCGACAUUGUCCAGCGAAUGAGCUUCAAUUUUUUAAAUUGACUUUCUACUAAUGUCUAAAUACUUUUCAAAAAAUUUGGCACUUCAAGACAUUUCAAAUACAAUAAAUUAACCUUGUUAUUUCCAUUAUUA